Oryza sativa Japonica Group (Japanese rice) is the source of this 2715-nucleotide messenger RNA. Its product is annotated as wall-associated receptor kinase 2. The record is from RefSeq and is a predicted model, not a curated record. Gene Ontology annotation, biological process: cell surface receptor signaling pathway; protein phosphorylation. Gene Ontology annotation, molecular function: ATP binding; protein serine/threonine kinase activity; calcium ion binding. Lineage: Eukaryota; Viridiplantae; Streptophyta; Magnoliopsida; Poales; Poaceae. Gene Ontology annotation, cellular component: plasma membrane.
ACAGUAUAUGGGUAAAUUUUUUUGCCAUAGGCACGCCAAAUUGCCCAUACCUCAGUGUAUGUGUACUACUUAUAUCGACGCUCUGUCUGGCCAUAUAUUAGGAAUAUAAACACAGACUAUGUUCCAGCGAUGAUGACCAUCAUUCAACCACCGGCUAUGGCGAUGGCGAUGGCGAUGGCGCUGCUGCUGCUGCUGCUUCUGCAGCUGUGGUCGGUGGAAGCGCAGGUCGCAGCGCCGCCGCCGGCGAGCUGCCCGGACAGGUGCGGCGACGUGAGCGUGCCGUACCCGUUCGGCAUCCGCGACGGCUGCCACCUCCCGGGCUUCCGCCUCACCUGCGACGCCACCCACACCCCGCCGCGCCUGAUGCUCGGCAACGGCACCCUCCAGGUCGUCGACAUCUCCCUGGCCAACUCCACCGUGCGCGCCCUCGACCUCGCCGGCGCCGUCAACUUCACCUACGACGUGUCGAAGCUCGCCCCCAGCGGCAGCGGCACGUGGUCCAGCCUCGGCACCGUCGCCGGCGCCGGCCCGUACGUCGUCUCCGAGCAGCGCAACCGGCUCGUCGUCACGGGCUGCAACGUCCAGGCCACGCUCGCCGGGGAGAACACCAACAUCAUCGGCGGCUGCUCCUCCUUCUGCCCGGUCAGCGAGAUGUUCACCAGCGUGGCGGCGACCGUCCCCGUCGUCCCCGGCGCCGGCGCCGACAACGCCACCGAUGGCGGCUUCAUCUGCUCCGGCACCAGCUGCUGCGAGACGCCCAUCGCCAUCGGCCGCCCCUCCUACCUCGUGCAGUUCCUCAGCCUUGACCAGAACCAGGAGCUCACCGGCAAGCUCCCCGUCGCCGUGCGCAUCGCCGAGCGUGGGUGGUUCGAGGGCGUCGCCGGCGAGCUGCUCAACACCAGCUCCGACUCCGCCGCCGCCCUCCGGACGCCGGUCCCGGUGGUGCUGGAGUGGGUGGUGUCGCCGACGCUGGAGGCGGUGCUGCAGGGCGUCACCGGGCAGUUCGCCGACGACCGCAACUGGUCGUGCCCCGCGGACGCGGCGAGGAGCGCAUGCCGGAGCAGCAACAGCUUCUGCAGCAACGUCACCGGCAACUACCGCCGCGGCUACGUGUGCAGGUGCCGGCGAGGCUACGGCGGGAACCCCUACGUCGCCGGCGGAUGCCAAGACAUCGACGAGUGCAAGCUCGCCGGGAGGUGCUACGGCGAGUGCACCAACACGCCGGGAGAUUACCAGUGCCGGUGCCCGCGCGGCGCUCGUGGCGACCCGCGCAUUCCAAACGGCUGCGUCAAAACUAAUCUAGGUUUAAGUGUUGGUAUUGGAGUUGGCAGUGGAGCUGGGCUUUUGGUAAUGGGACUGGGCGCUGCCUUUUUAAAACGUAAGGUUAAGAAACAGAGAGCAAGAAUGCUGAGGCAGAAGUUCUUCAAGCAGAACCGAGGUCAUUUGUUGCAACAACUAGUGUCUCAGAAGGCUGACAUUGCUGAAAGGAUGAUCAUCCCCUUGUCAGAACUGGAGAAGGCCACAAACAAUUUUGAUAAAUCACGUGAGCUUGGAGGAGGGGGGCACGGCACCGUGUACAAAGGGAUUUUAUCGGAUCUUCAUGUUGUCGCGAUCAAGAAAUCUAAGGAGGCAGUUCAAAGAGAGAUUGACGAGUUCAUAAAUGAGGUAGCCAUUCUCUCGCAAAUCAACCAUCGUAAUGUGGUCAAACUUUUUGGAUGUUGUCUUGAGACAGAAGUGCCAUUGCUGGUUUAUGAAUUCAUAUCAAAUGGUACCCUUUACCACCAUCUUCAUGUUGAAGGACCAAUGUCAUUGCCAUGGGAAGAUAGGCUCAGAAUUGCAACCGAAACCGCUAGAGCACUUGCCUACCUUCACUCAGCUGUGUCGUUCCCUAUAAUCCACAGGGAUAUCAAAUCCCAUAACAUCCUAUUAGAUGGUUCACUAACAACAAAAGUGUCCAAUUUUGGAGCUUCAAGGUGCAUUCCAGCUGAACAAACUGGGAUAACAACCGUUGUUCAAGGAACACUAGGAUAUCUGGACCCCAUGUACUACUACACAGGGCGUCUCACUGAGAAAAGCGAUGUUUUCAGCUUCGGCGUCGUUCUAAUAGAGUUGCUUACUAGGAAGAAACCAUACUCAUACAGAUCGCCUGAUGAUGAAAGUCUUGUAACACAUUUCACUGCCCUACUCACACAAGGCAACUUGGGCGACAUACUUGAUCCUCAGGUCAAGGAAGAGGGAGGCGAAGAAGUUAAAGAGAUAGCUGUGUUAGCUGUGGCAUGUGCCAAGCUGAAAGUAGAGGAGCGGCCUACUAUGAGGUAGGUGGAGAUGACACUCGAAAGUGUUCGAUUGUCAUCACAGCAGCAAGAGCAUGGUGUGGGUGCAAAGAAAUCCAGGGAGAAUCAUGUCUCCUGGAGCUACCCGGUAAGUGAGGGUACAAGUACACAAUCAACUAGACAAUAUAGCCUUGAAGAAGAGUAUUUGUUGUCAUCAAGGUUUCCCAGAUAAUGGAUUUUUUUUUCUGGAGUGGUUUUGGAUCAAUAGAAAGAGUUGUCACAAUGUACAAGGCAUAUGAUAUGCAUGAUUUUCAUAGCUAAAUGUGCACUGUUUUAUUGUUCUUCUUAUGAAUAUGUAUCUUCCUACUGGUUUCUUCCAAGUACAUGUCAAAUUACCCUCUGUAUUCAACUGAUACUGUGAAGUAAGAGCAUAUAAAAUUCA